Mytilus trossulus (common blue mussel) is the source of this 1295-nucleotide messenger RNA. RefSeq names its product cytoglobin-1-like. Gene Ontology annotation, biological process: oxygen transport; response to hypoxia. The record is from RefSeq and is a predicted model, not a curated record. The transcript is spliced from 3 exons. Gene Ontology annotation, molecular function: heme binding; oxygen binding; oxygen carrier activity. Lineage: Eukaryota; Metazoa; Mollusca; Bivalvia; Mytilida; Mytilidae. Bases 416 to 964 code for a protein of 182 amino acids.
AGGGACAGUUUUUAUUGUAUUUAUUCGUGUUAAUAGUUUACCGCUAAUUUAUCUGUCAAAAUAAAUAAACGUAAAUGCUUAUGCUUUUAAAUACACCAGUUUUUAUCAUGGAUCAGAUUGAUACAACCUGGAUUAGUCCUAGCAUGUGACUAUAAUUACAAUUUCUCUAUAGCAAUUGGUUAUUUCGAGAAAUAUAAACGAUCUUUAACACGUCACAGAACAAUUGCUUUAAUGGUUAAUUCUGACAAUCAUAUUGCUGCUCUAUCUUUGUAUUCAUGGACUUAAUAGAAAAGCUUAUACAUGUAAAAGGAUGUUCUUUGAUAAAACAAUGUGAUCGCACAUCUGUCAUGUUAAAUUCUUUUUUGAAAUGUAAAAUUUGUUUUCAUUUGUGAUAUUUUAAGAGAGCAUUUCGAAAAUGGGAAAUAAAACACCCGGAAAAACGAAAGUCGGAAAGGAAAACUUGAAUAUGUAUUUAACACCAAGACAGCGUUUACUAGUGCAAGCGAAUCUUGACGAUUUAAAGGAUGAUUUGUCUGAUCUAGGAUUGGUAGUUUUUGUGAGGUUUUUCGAAGUUCAACCGAAGUUGAAAGUACUGUUUCCAAAGAUUGUCCGGAUAAAUGACCAAAAUGAACUGGAACUUGGGACAGAUAUAGAAAUGUUAAGAAAACAUGCUUCAAUUGUAAUGCACAGUUUAGCUGCAGCUAUUGAAAGUCUAGACGAAUCAGAGGCCUUGAAUUCCGUCCUUCUAGAAGUGGGACGUCAGCAUGUUAAGCGUAAUGUUAAAUCCAAAAUUAUAUUGCGUCUAUGGCCUGCUCUCAGUUAUGGGCUUGAGUCAUAUUUGAAGGAAAAGUACACGAAAGAAUCGUCGACGGCUUGGAAAAAAGUGUUUUUCUAUAUAGUGAAGCAAAUGAAACUUGGGAUGAUGGCAUCAGAUAGUGAAGAAGAGGCUACAUCAUCGUACUGAAAUGUCCUUGAAACAUAUUUGAACAAAUCUUAUAGUGCUACUACAUCAUCGUACUGACAUGUCAUUGAAACAUAAUUGAACAAAUCUUAUAGUGCUACUACAUCAUCGUAAUGAAUUAUUCCUGAAAUAUAAUGGAAAACAAAUUUAUAGUGCGAACACAUAUGCACAAAAGUUAUAUAUAUGUUCAUAUCAAUACGCAAGCAAACUUCAAAUCCAUUUGAUUUUUUUUGUCAUGACUUCUUAUUUUUUCUUCUUUUUUGUCGCCAUUGUUGUAAACAACAAUAUACGAUUGAACCCACUUCCUAUUCGGAACAAUAAAAAAUAAUAUAGA